This is a messenger RNA of Fraxinus pennsylvanica, 1461 nucleotides long. The record is from the annotation of a GenBank genome assembly. Lineage: Eukaryota; Viridiplantae; Streptophyta; Magnoliopsida; Lamiales; Oleaceae.
AUGCUUCCUCGUACCUGCAUUUUCUUGUACUGUAUCUUCAUCGGCCUCUCUUCUUUUAGCGCAGCCGCUAGUUUAUUAAAUCUCACCCUCCCUCAUCAACAUCCUAACCCUGAAGCUGUUGUUCAAGAAGUACAAAGGAGGGUCAAUGUAUCAAUAUCAAGAAGGCAAAUGUUAUCAGAACAAUCCCAAUGUCUAACCGGCAAUCCAAUAGAUGACUGCUGGCGGUGCGACCCCAACUGGGCUGCCAACCGCCAGCACUUGGCGGAUUGCGCCAUUGGCUUUGGCCAAGGAGCAUUGGGCGGCAAAGGCGGCCAAAUCUACGUAGUCACCGACUCCUCUGACCACGACUCUGCCAACCCAACCCCUGGCACCCUCCGCCACGCCGUCAUCCAAGAUGUCCCCCUAUGGAUAAUUUUUCAAUCCAACAUGGUUAUCAAACUCAAACACGAGCUUAUAAUUAAUAGUUACAAAACCAUUGAUGGCCGUGGUGCAAAUGUGCACAUAACCGGCAAUGGCUGCUUAACUUUGCAGCUUAUCAGCAAUGUGAUCAUUCACAGUGUACACAUUUACAAUUGUUUACCAUCGGGGAAUACAAUCGUAAGGUCAAGUCCUACUCAUGCCGGGUGGAGAGGCAAAUCGGACGGUGAUGGGAUAUCCAUUUCUAGUUCCAGGAAUAUAUGGAUAGAUCACUGUGCUUUGUCACAUUGUACUGAUGGCUUGAUCGAUGCCAUUUUAGGAUCUACUGCCAUUACCAUUUCUAACAGCUAUUUUUCUCACCACGACGAGGUCAUGCUAUUGGGACAUAAUGACAAGUACUUGGCUGAUUCAGGAAUGCAGGUUACAAUAGCCUUCAACCAUUUUGGGGAAGGGCUGGUGCAGAGGAUGCCAAGGUGCAGGAGAGGGUAUAUACAUGUGGUGAAUAAUGAUUUUACUAAAUGGGAGAUGUAUGCAAUUGGUGGAAGUGCAAAUCCUACAAUUAACAGUCAAGGCAAUCGCUAUACUGCACCAGUCGACCCAAAUGCUAAGGAGGUGACCAAGCGCGUGGACACAGACGAGGGGGAAUGGAAUGGCUGGAAUUGGAGGACGGAAGGGGACAUGCUGGUAAAUGGGGCAUUCUUUGUGCCAUCUGGAGAAGGCCUCAGCACUCAAUAUGCCAAGGCCUCCAGCGUCGAGCCCAGGUCCGCCGGACUGAUCGACCUUCUCACCAUGAAUGCUGGUGUCAUUGGUGGUCCAAGGGACAACAGCAUCAGCAUAUCAUAUGGUGGUGGGGCCGCCACCGGUGCAACCGCAGGAGGCGGUGGGGGGUCCAGUGGUAGAGACGAUGACUUUUUUGGAAUGAUAUUCGGAAGCGGCGCAGCCCCAACAAAAUCAUCUCCAUCCGCCAUCAUGCUUUUGUCUCUUCUAAUUAUUCUAAGUUUGUAUAUUAUGACCAACCAUAUUGGUUCAUUAUCAUUAUUAUAG